Odontomachus brunneus is the source of this 1725-nucleotide messenger RNA. Its product is annotated as enolase-phosphatase E1-like. The transcript is spliced from 4 exons. The record is from RefSeq and is a predicted model, not a curated record. NCBI's taxonomy places the organism in Eukaryota, Metazoa, Arthropoda, Insecta, Hymenoptera, Formicidae. Bases 1 to 1725 code for a protein of 574 amino acids.
AUGAAUAAAGUGGGAGUAAUCUCAGCUAAGGAAAUUUUGCAGAGAAUUUUUAUUGAAAAUUGUCUAGUAGAACCUGACAAUUAUACAUAUUCUGCAACAAUAAAUAAUACCACUGACAACCCUGUCGGGAUAACCACACCUUACGUAAUAUUAGAGGACACUAAGGCGGGCGGCGAUGAAAUUGACAAAGAGCUUAAAGGAAUCAAGAACAUGGAUAAACAGAAAGCUAAGUCUCAAAAGGACAAGCUUAAAGAGCAGAACAAGUCUCAAGAAUCCGUCAUCGAGACUCUGGACAAAUCUAAGGAUGAAACGGACAAGAAACAGACCAAUUCAGAUGAUAUCAAUGACACGAAAGAUUUAAGCUCCAAAAGCGAGGAGAAAGACCGGAAAGGUAGUACCAAAGAGGAGCUGAAAGAUCAACUUUAUAUUACCGACGAUAUUCACGUUAAUCAUAACAAAUCUGACAUUAAAAUUAAGCACAAGAAUAAAGCAGGCAAGAAUAUGAAAGAAGAUAACGGAGAAAGCGCAGAGAGUACAGUUCAGCAACAAACAAACGUUCCGAGCGAUGACACAAAAGAGAAAAUAAAUAUCGUCGACGAAAACAGCUCGACGGAAAUUGCAAAAUCAUCGGAUACUCAAGAGGCUCCGUUGAAAAAUAUAAUUGAAAGACCAAGUGUGACUACGAAAGCCGAAAGCAAGACAAGACAGAAAGACACGUUAAAGAAGGAACAAUUAUCGAAGAGCAAAACAAAGUCGAAAGGACUGAAGCUUGAAGUCGAGUGUAAUAAUAAGAAUCGGGAGAAGAUCGAAAACAGUGUUAAAGAGAUGCUCAAAAAUAGUCCUCUCGAAUCCAACAAAUCGUUGGUUGAUGCUGAAGUCAAAAAUCCUAAGCCAAAAGUGCUCGAUAGCGCAAAAGUUGUUGAAGUAAACGAUAACGUGAAAGGUAAAGUUAAUUCUCGCAAGAAAGAUAAAGCCUCUAAAUAUAAGAUAAAAACAGAGGUCACUAUCGAUCUUACGUCAUCGACAGUGCCAACAAGCGAAGCUUUAAGUAAAACGAAAGUUUUAACGUGUUCAGAUAACGCAGAGAAAGUGAUUGUCCCGAAAUCAGAACAAAUAACCGAAGAAAUUUCGAGAAUUAUAGAGACGCCAACAACAGUUACUAAGGAGGCCGAUUUUAAAGAAGUGCCCAAAGAAAUCAUCUUGUCGCCUAAAAUAAAUCGGCAAACUGAAGAAAUAAUACAAACUUAUAUAAUACAUAAGAGUGAUAAAAUAGAGCGCAAUGAAACUGAAGCUAAAGAAUCGAUUGAAAACGAAAGAAGGGAGUAUCGUCAAGCGGACGCUAAAUUAAAAAUAAAAAGGGCAAUGUCUCCAGAGAGUCCGGAGAUAAUAGACAAGAGCCUAUCGUGCGACAUCUCGGCAGCGAGUGACCGAUUCCCGCUCUCCACCAGCCAAGGCGUUCGGCCACGUAGCGACGGUUACGAAGCCAGCGCGACCAUCAGCGGACAAGACUGCAGGCCCCGAGUGGAGGCGAGGAAGAGUCCGAUCUCUCAUGACAUCAUCGCGAUGCUAUGCAUCACACCACCGUGUAUAACGUCACCCGACUACCCGAGCGCAUCAAAAGAUAAGCCGAAGCGCAGCGGCAAAAACACCGACUCGAAACACUAUCUCGCCACCGGAUGCGGCGCUGCGAGCCGACCGCUGUCCGAAGCGGCCGAGGCUGGCUAA